CCCACUUUAUUUGAAUUCCAUCUCUUUUAAUUCAUACACAAUGGCACAUCAAUUUGGCAGUUUAAAUACUUCAUUGUCUUCAACAUUUGCUAACAAGUUAGUUCAACAAGCAUCCCGUGCUUCUGUCAAGCGCAGAAACGAUGAUGAUAGUGACUAUGAUUACCAACCUGUAAGUAUUCAUACUAUGCCGUUACACUAUUUAUUGACAAAAAACGAUAGUCUAAUGCAUCAAUGUCUUCUGCAAAACGUCAUUUUGAUCUGAGCACUCAAUUCUCUCCUGAUGUACCCAAACAAGAGCCACUACCUGCUAUCACGUAUGCUUCUCCUGAUUAUAGACCUCCUCCACCUACUGAAACGCCUCUAUGGUUGCAGCCUAUGCCUAGUACUGCUAAUUCGCCCAUGACAGAAGAUGAUUAUUUUGAAGAUGACAAUGCAUUGUUGACACCUUCUCUACAGAAACUUCAACAACAACAAGAACAAGAAAAGUCUUAUUGGGGCGAUAUGAUGAUUGAUCAAUGGCAACAAUAAUGUCUAUCAAAGGCUCCUUCUUUCCCUUCUGUAUAUAGUUUUUUUUUUUUCAAUAUUUAAAUGCAAGACACAGAUAUUUAUUUGCAUGUAAGAGACAAUAAAAAAAUUU
Molecule: messenger RNA, 637 nt
Organism: Gilbertella persicaria
Lineage: Eukaryota; Fungi; Mucoromycota; Mucoromycetes; Mucorales; Choanephoraceae
Exons: 2
Coding region: 232-528 (98 amino acids)
Source: RefSeq, a predicted model, not a curated record